AUGAGCGGCAUGCAGCGAUUCCUCCGACUAAAUGCGGCCGCAGCCGAAGCUGCGAUGAAGCCGCAGCUCGUGGACGGCAAGUGGAAGCAGCCGCUGCUCUCUGGACGGAAGGUGGCGAUGGUGAAGAAGCACGCAAGUCGUAACGGGCUUUUAGGGACGUGGGAGGAAGGCCGAGGCGGCUGGCUCGAGACGUGGGAUCGGCCACAGAAGCACCACGUCAUGCGGCCACUGAAGGGCCACAAGAACCAGCGCAAUGAGUUUGAUCGUGUCAAGAAGGUGCAGGCAGCUCUGGCAGCCAUGCCUGGCAAGUUUGCCGACCACAAGAAGGCGGUCAAGCAGUCGAAGCCGCAAAAGGGGCUGGAAAAAUGGCUCAAUGAGAAGGACCCGUACUAG
Molecule: messenger RNA, 393 nt
Organism: Peronospora matthiolae
Lineage: Eukaryota; Oomycota; Peronosporomycetes; Peronosporales; Peronosporaceae
Source: the annotation of a GenBank genome assembly